Messenger RNA from Symbiodinium necroappetens, 1401 nucleotides. The record is from the annotation of a GenBank genome assembly. Lineage: Eukaryota; Dinophyceae; Suessiales; Symbiodiniaceae.
AUGCGCCGGCGCAGCCGCACGAGGAGCCCACUGAAGCUUCAGCCACGCCGACGGGACAGCCGACCUCCGUUGCGGAGCCGUGGUGGUCGUGCCGAGAACGACCGUGCUGAUCGGCGGCGAUCCAGAGAACGCCUUCAGCCUCACCGGUCGAGCUCUCGAUCCGUGGGCCGCAGGCAAACUGCUAUCAGGGAAGCGCUUCCUCGACGUCGGCGGAAUGAUGAGGAGCGAAUCCCGGAGCCAGCGCCGGAGAAGGAGGCCCGCCCUCGGCGGAGCAAAUGGGACGAUCGAGGAGACGGCAACUCCCCUUCAACCCAGACUCAGACGGGUUUACCGGACUGGCUGAAGGACUUGGAGGGCCCCCUGUCCGGGAAGCCAGUUCCGCAGAUUGUGGUUCCAGGCCCAACGACGAGCAGGGCACAGCUUCCAAACUUGCUUGGGCAGAGGCACAAAACAAUGAUGCUGAAGGCAGUGCAGAUCAGAGUCCUUCUUGGCAGAGGAGGUGAAACAAUCAAAAGCAUUUGCGAAAAGGCGAAUGCAGAGAUCAAAGUAGAUCACGACCGCAUUGCCGAUGAAGGCGAAGUCACCAUCGUCGGGGAGAUCGAAAAAGCCGAAGUCCUCAUCCGAGAAACUUUGGCGGCCAAAGGUUGCCCGCUCCCUGAAGAUGAGGCCAAUCAGCCCGACGAAACAGACCUCGUGGUCCCGCCAGAUGUGGUAGGGCUCUUCAUCGGGAAAGGUGGCGAGCAUGUCAAGGCCAUCCGAGAAGCUUGUGGAGGAAACCUCUUCAUCGGAGUCAUUCCUCCUGCUCAAGGGAAUGGACCUCACAAGAUUCAGAUCAUUGGGGAUCAGAGAGAAAAGGCUAAAGCCAUGGUGCGCCAGCGGCUGAAGGAGCUGGUGGACACAGAGGACAAGAAGAUCCGGCCGGCAGAAAUUCCGGUUGCAAGCGCAAGCAGGCAAAGCUUUGGUCUAGGCCCAGGCCUUGGGCCUCCGCUUCGGCCUGGCGUAUCGGCACCGGGUGUUCCCAUGCCUCUCCCCCGUACGGUGCCGAUGCGGCCCAUCACGCCAAUGGUGCCCCUGAAUCCGGUGAGCCAUGUGAGCGCCAGUCCCAUGGUGAGCCCUGUCCUGGCAAGCUUCGGUGCACCCAGGGGCCCCGUGGUCCGCCCCAGAGCGCAGACACCCCCGAGCGCCCCGAGCCCUUGCCUCGACAACAUCCCUCCGGCGCAGCGCCUCUUGGCCCACGUGCAGAGACCGGCAUCGGAGAAUCUGAUGCCUGAUGUUGCGAGCUGGGGCACCUUCGGUGCUGGCCCGGAACCGUUCCAGGGUGUUACAGAACCGGAGGCAGAGGAAGCUGAGGAGGAGAAUCCCUGGCUCGGAAUCGUCCCAGAGUGCGAGCUUCCAACCUGA